Spodoptera littoralis (African cotton leafworm) is the source of this 231-nucleotide messenger RNA. The record is from the annotation of a GenBank genome assembly. Lineage: Eukaryota; Metazoa; Arthropoda; Insecta; Lepidoptera; Noctuidae.
AUGCACACUUCCAGGCUAUUGGGUGGUGUGAAGGUAGAUAAGACCUCUGUGAUGAACAGCGCUGGUGGCAAGAUUGAAGUCAGCCCAGCUAUUGCUAAGGAAAUGAAACAGGAGUUGGAGAAGCUAGAGAUGCAAUAUGGCGGUGGCUCCGGAGUGGACAUGACCUCAUUCCCUACCUUCAAAUUCAAGGAGCCGAAACUGGACCUCAUCAAUAAGAGUCUCGCCAAGUGA